Molecule: messenger RNA, 691 nt
Organism: Cynara cardunculus var. scolymus (artichoke)
Lineage: Eukaryota; Viridiplantae; Streptophyta; Magnoliopsida; Asterales; Asteraceae
Product: protein TRIGALACTOSYLDIACYLGLYCEROL 5, chloroplastic
Exons: 3
Coding region: 142-549 (135 amino acids)
Source: RefSeq, a predicted model, not a curated record
UUUGUGUUUUGCAUUCGUACGCUAUCAUUCGAUUACGAAACAUCCAUACGAAACCUCUGUUGCAUUAUCAAAUUCAUCAGUAUCUAUCGAGAAGGAGCUCUGCAAAUCGAAUCAUACACCCCAAAUCUCACGAUCAGGAUAAUGAGCAACAGGAACGACGACGAAAAAGGUUUAUUCUGGAAGCUACCGGCGCUCUAUUCAGACAAACUUGGUAAGCUCGGCCCUGCUUUUGGCGUUGGCGCCGGUUGUGGUAUAGGUUUCGGCGUUGGAAUGAUCGGAGGUGCUGGAUUGGGUCCUGGAAUCCCCGGUCUACAGAUAGGUUUUGGAUUUGGUGCUGGAUGUGGAGUUGGCGUAGGAUUUGGCUAUGGUGCAGGGAGAGGAAUUGCUUAUGAUGAGAAUCGGCAACACUCUAAUCUCGCGAGGGCUUUCAGAGGACCCGCCACUUUUCCUAUUCAGGAUGAGAUUGGUGGUCUCAUCGAUGAGGUUGUCGUGAACACCAAGAAGCUGAUCAAAGCAACUCAUAGAGAGGUCGAGAAGUGGAGAAGGUAGUUGGGAUUUACUGGGUUUGUUCAGUUUAGUUUGAUUUAUCAUCGUAGUUAUUUAACUCCUGGAUGUUUGAUAUGUAAAUAAGAUAAUCUUGGCAUAUAUACAUACACCAUUGUUUUUCUUGAAAGGCAUCGGCUUUUAAACA